This is a messenger RNA of Lycium ferocissimum, 634 nucleotides long. Its product is annotated as small ribosomal subunit protein eS4-like. Lineage: Eukaryota; Viridiplantae; Streptophyta; Magnoliopsida; Solanales; Solanaceae. The transcript has 2 exons. Gene Ontology annotation, cellular component: ribosome; cytosolic small ribosomal subunit. The coding region runs from base 1 to 627 and encodes 208 amino acids. Gene Ontology annotation, molecular function: structural constituent of ribosome; RNA binding. The record is from RefSeq and is a predicted model, not a curated record. Gene Ontology annotation, biological process: translation.
AUGUUAUUUGCAGAUGAUAUUAUAUUGAUCGAUGAGACGCGACGCGCGGUGAACGCCAGGUUAGAGGUUUGGAGGCAGUCCUUGGAGUUGAAAGGUUUCAGGUUGAGUAUGACCAAAACAGAGUACUUCCGACUUCUAUAUGACACUAAGGGUCGCUUCCGUCUCCACUCACUCAGGGAUGAGGAAGCCAAGUUCAAACUUUGCAAGGUUCGAUCGGUGCAGUUUGGACAGAAGGGCAUCCCAUAUAUCAAGACUUAUGAUGGAAGAACAAUCCGCUACCCGGAUCCCCUCAUCAAGGCCAAUGACACCACCAAGCUGGACUUAGAAUCCAAUAAGAUUGUCGAUUUCAUCAAAGUUGAUGUUGGAAAUAUGGUGAUGGUGAUUGGUGGUAAAAACAGGGGACGUGUUGGUGUUCUUAAGAACAGGGCGAAGCACAAGGGUAGCUUUGAGACGGUUCACAUUAGAGAUUCCCUGGGGCACGAGUUCGCUACCCGCUUGGGAAAUGUGUUCACUCUUGGUAAAGGUACCAAGCCAUGGGUGUCUCUACCUAAGGGUAAAGGUGUCAAGUUAUCUAUUAUUAAAGAGGCUCUCAAGAGACUGGCUGCUCAAUUAGCUACAGCUGCUUAAAAAGGCC